CCGAUUUCAAAUCGGAACGUCUGGACUUCUGACCUGAAGGCCGUCUUUUAAUAUUUGCUCAUCCCUCAACAUCAGCAAACUUGUAUUGGGGUUUGAAUACGACUAGAGGAUGAUCCUCCCGUCUGCCGCCGAGUAUUCCAAAAGCUUUUGGGCAAACAACAACAAAGAACUCUCCCUCCGGCGUUACCGGCCCCACCUCUCGGGCCAGGAUCCGCUAAUCUCCACCUUUCGACCACCCUCCGACCAUGUCGAGCACCAACAUGGCGUCUGUAAAGAGCAGUGGCAUCGUAAAAGCAAAGUCUGGAUCGAAAGCAGACACCAGCUUCCGUAAACGUAAAAGCCAUACCAAAUCCCGUAGCGGGUGCGUCAACUGCAAACUCCGCCACAUCAAGUGUGACGAAUCAAAGCCGAUAUGCAACAACUGCACCAGCUUCCGUGUAUCGUGCACAUAUGACCGCACCCUCAAGUCAUCCGAGGCACUCGCUCUUCAGCCAUGGUCAGAGCAGGUGUUUCCGUUGGUCAACGUCAGAGAGACUCAUCUAACAUAUGCAUCUCUCGCCAGCUUGUCGCUGAACCGUCAGGUGUUGACCAUGCUCAACGACCACAUUCGGGAAUCCGAUCCGCAGGCUGUGAAGAAUGGCUUUCUGUUCAAGGAUCAGCAUUUGAGAUAUCUGAAUCAGUUCCAUGAGAAGACCAUCUUGUCGCUCAAGAUGAACCACAAACUGGAUCUGUACCGCAGGGAGAGUGUCAGAUUGGCCAUUCGGGAACCCUUCCUCCUCCACCUCGUCCUCGCCGUAACCCUCAUGCACGAACGCCUCGCCGCCUCCCCCCUCACCACCGAGUCCCCUUCCAUCCAAGAGCUCUACCACCACGCCACUGGCUCCUCCCAGCUCAACCAGCUUCUAUCCAGCCACCCCUCCCAACUCAGCCGCGUGCAAAAAGACGCCAUGUUCAUGGGCACCAUCCUCCUCGCCUGCACCUCCUUCGCCCAGCUCGACGCCUCCCUCCCCCUAGCCUCCCACUGGCCCUUCGUCUCCUCCCCUCACGACCUCGACUGGCUCAAGAUCUGCUCGGGAAAGCGCGUCGUCCAAAAGCUAGCCGAUACUCACGCUGCUGAUUCCGCGCUGAGGGAUAUCUCCUACGAGUUUGUCCUUUCCGGUCCCGCCGCGAGGGUAGAACUCCUUCCCGAGGAAGACGCGAUUGCCCGGCUGCCGGAGCCGUUGAGGAGGCUGUUGAGGUUGGAUCACGCGGGUGUGUCGGCCAAGACGAACGCGUAUUAUGACGCUGGGGUGGUGGUGGGGAGGGUUCUGCCGUUGGAGAUAAGCGAGGAUAACCUGCUUGUGUCUUUGGUGCUGGUAAGUUUUCUGCCGGUCAGGUUCAGGGAGAUGCUGGAGGAAAAGGACGCAAAGGCGCUGCUGUUGUUUGCGUGGUAUCAUGCCAAGAUUGGGCAGUUUGGGAGGUGGUGGAUUUGGAGGAGGGCGGUGACUGAGGGGAGGGCUAUUUUGGCUUAUUUGGAGAGGUACUAUGGGGGAACGGUGGGUGGGGAUGAGGAGCUGUUGGGGUAUCCGAAGAAGUGGUGUGGGAUGGAGGUGAUGGUGAAUGAGGGGAUGACUUGAUUGGUUGUGCAGUAUUUUUGUGCUGUUGGGAAGAAGGAGGACAGGUUCAUGCUAGAGCUGUAUGUAGGUAUGCUUCAAGAAGCGCUCUGAAGCACCGCCUUGCCGAACCUAUUAUCUAGUGAUAACACGAUGCAUAGGUACCUACCUGUCUUAUCUCGGUAGGUAGGUAUAUGUGGUUACACUACUACUGUUGAAAUAUGUAGAGAUGAGGCAAAUUGAGAGUGGUGGAUGAAUAAGGUGCCUGGUAGGUAGGUAGGUAGCUACCAGGUAAUCUGAAAGCCAAGAGACCAUGUUCCCCCAUGCCAAAGCUUUGGCAGAGAUUAUCAACGACUUCAAACAACACCCGAUUCCCUGCUGCUUCGAGCUCCCAAUAUGAUGACAGCUUGCCUCAGGGUUAAUGUCCGUCAUCUUCCCUGGGCGCUGGAGAUGUCGACAAAGAAAUCCCCCAACCCUUCAAACCGCCAAGACGGGAC
Podospora pseudopauciseta is the source of this 2089-nucleotide messenger RNA. RefSeq lists its product as uncharacterized. Bases 246 to 1616 code for a protein of 456 amino acids. NCBI's taxonomy places the organism in Eukaryota, Fungi, Ascomycota, Sordariomycetes, Sordariales, Podosporaceae. Gene Ontology annotation, biological process: regulation of transcription by RNA polymerase II. The record is from RefSeq and is a predicted model, not a curated record. The transcript is spliced from 3 exons. Gene Ontology annotation, molecular function: DNA-binding transcription factor activity, RNA polymerase II-specific; zinc ion binding.